Molecule: messenger RNA, 7443 nt
Organism: Pyricularia grisea
Lineage: Eukaryota; Fungi; Ascomycota; Sordariomycetes; Magnaporthales; Pyriculariaceae
Exons: 2
Coding region: 1-7443 (2480 amino acids)
Biological process (GO): fatty acid biosynthetic process; secondary metabolite biosynthetic process
Molecular function (GO): fatty acid synthase activity; oxidoreductase activity; 3-oxoacyl-[acyl-carrier-protein] synthase activity
Source: RefSeq, a predicted model, not a curated record
AUGGCUCCUAUCGCUCUGCAUCCGGAGGACGAGACGAAUGGCCGACGACAUGAAUCUCCAGAGAGUCAUGCUGUCGACCAUGAAACCUCGACCUCGGAAACAAUGAGUUCUCCAGUGGGUACACCAUUGGAGACUCCGGCAUCACCAACUCAUGAGCCUUUAGCUCUGUCCGAAGCUCCUCCUGCGGUCGAAGGGGUUGUUCUCGGUGAGAACUUUGCUGAUGCCACCCAGGCCGCCAACAUGAACAGCAAUGGGACUGGCUCGAAUGGAGUCAACGGCCACCACCGCAAAAACGGUGUAGCCAAUGGCACCAACGGCAAUAUCCCAAGCAAAACCGCCAGCAAAGACAUGCCAUCCAGCCAAGACACAAGACAAAGCAAGCUCCCACCGCCAACCGGACCCAAGUACGAGCCCGUCGCCAUCGUCGGCAUGGCCUGCCGCCUCCCAGGCAGCGUGUCUGACCCUGAAGCCUUCUACGAGCUGUGCUGCUUGGGCCGCAGCGGGUGGAGCGAGAUCCCUCCGCAUCGUUUCAGCAAAGAAGGCUACCACCACCCAAACCCCGACCGCCUUGGGUGCUUCAACCCGGUCGGAGGCUGCUUCCUAACCGAAGACAUCGGACUCUUCGACGCGCCAUUCUUCAAAAUCACCGAGCGUGAAGCCGUAGCCAUGGACCCUCAGCACCGGCUUAUCCUCGAGUGCACGUACGAGGCGCUCGAAAACGCCGGCAUCCCCAUGCACACCAUCUCUGGCAAGAACGUGGGCUGCUUCGCGGGCGGGUCCUUCACCGACUACGAGCUCAACAACCUUCGGGACCUCGAGACGCAGCCCAUGCACCAGAGCACCGGCAACGCGCCGACCAUGAUGGCGAACCGCGUGUCGUACUUUUUCGACUUUCGCGGCCCCAGCCACACGGUCGAGACGGCCUGCUCGUCCAGCCUGACGGCGCUGCACCUCGCCAUGCAGAGCCUGCGGUGCGGCGACUCGUCGCUGGUCGUGCUGGCCUCGAGCCACCUCAACGUCAUGCCGGACCACUUUGUCGCCAUGUCGUCCAACGGCCUGCUGUCGGGCGACGGGCGGUCGUACGCCUUCGACUCGCGUGCCAACGGGUUCGGGCGCGGCGAGGGCGCGGGUGUGAUCAUCCUCAAGCCGCUGGCGGAUGCGCUCCGGGAUGGCGACAACAUCCGUGCCUUGGUGGUUGGGUCCGGCGUCAACCAGGAUGGUCGGACCAACGGCAUCACCAUGCCUAGCGGCGAGUCGCAGCUGGAUCUGAUGCGCAAGGUGUACGCAGACAAUGAACUCGAUCCUCGAGACUGCGGCUACGUCGAGGCCCACGGGACCGGGACGAAAGUAGGUGACCCCCUGGAGAUGAAGGCGCUACAUGAGAUGUUUUGGGAGGACAGAAGCCCCCAGCGUCCGUUGUUGGUUGGAUCUGUAAAGACCAACGUGGGCCACCUCGAGGGCGCCAGUGGUAUCGUUAGUAUGAUCAAGUCUGCCAUGAUGCUGGAAAGGGGCUAUAUACUCCCAAACCAUGAUUUCAGGGAGGGCAACAAGGAGAUACCCUUUGACGAGUGGGGUGUCAAAAUCCCCAGCAAAGUCAUGCCGUGGCCGAGGGGGAAGAAGUAUAUCAGCAUCAACAGCUUCGGCUUUGGAGGUGGCAAUGCUCAUGCCGUCUUGGCUGCGCCGCCGAGGACCAAAACCAAGAAAGCACCUUUCAGGUUGCCCGGGGAGGAGGGACUGAGCCUGGAGGAGCUGGUGGAGAAAAGAAAGGCAGAGCGCGCCGCCAAUGGUGACGAAGUUGGCACGCAGAAUCCAGAGGCGGAUGCAGUUGCGUCUACCAUUACCGACAAUGCCGCCGCAGGUGAUGCUGCUACCACCACCGAGACCGCAGCAACCCCCAAACCCGACCAGCCACUGCAAAAGCGCAUCGAGCCCAAACGUCUCUUCGUCGUCUCCGCAAGCAGCAAAACAGCCCUCGCCAAGCAAAUGGCCAACAUCACCUUCUACAUCGAGCGGCGGCCCAUCGCCUUCCAGAGCGCCGUGCUGCCCAACAUGGCCUACACGCUUGGCCAGCGGCGGUCCUUGCUGCCGUACAAGCACGCCGUCGUCGGGUCCGACAGCACCGCCCUGACUUCGGGCUUCACUUCGUGCCCCGCCAACCCGAUCAGGUCGACGCGCCCCCCGAGGAUCGGCUUCGUGUUUACAGGGCAAGGCGCACAAUGGCACGCCAUGGGUCGCGAGCUGAUGGCGUCGUACCCCGUGUUCCGGGACUCGCUGGAGAGGUUCGAUGCCUGCCUCUCUCGGCUCGGCGCCACCUUUAGUCUGGUCGAGGAGCUGACGGAAAAGGACGCCAAGACGUCGAGGAUCUCAGACGCCGAGCUCAGUCAGCCCGGCUGCACGGGUGUUCAGCUGGCGCUGGUGGACCUGCUCCGCGACUGGGGUGUUCGUCCGGAUGCCGUGGUCGGGCACUCGAGCGGUGAGAUCGGCGCUGCGUAUGCCACUGGCGCGUUGACACUGCACGAGUGCGCGGCUAUUGCGUACUUUAGAGGCCAGUCGGUACUGCAGCUCAAGGCGGCGUACCCGGAUCUAAAGGGUGGUAUGUUGGCGGUCGGGGCAGGUUCAGAUGAGGUCUCGGAGAUGAUCAAGACCAUGACCCCCGACCCUGCUCGCAGAGUGGUUGUCGCGUGCGUCAACAGCCCAGGCAGCAUCACGGCUUCCGGCGAUGUGGCGGCCGUAGAGGAGCUGCAGGCCAAGAUUGAAGAGAAGCAGCUCUUCAACAGGCGGGUGCGCGUCGAGACUGCGUACCACUCGCACCAUAUGGAGUUGGUGGCGGACUGGUAUGGAGCUGCAGUCGGGCCGCUCGAUCCCAAGGCAACAGACCUCAAGCCAAAGGAGGGUCAGCAUGUUGUGGAGUUUUACUCGUCCCUUAAAGGCAAGAGGGUGCGCGACCUCGCCGUCCUCGAUACCUCGUACUGGGUCCAGAACUUGACGCAACCUGUGCUGUUCUCCCAAGCCCUGACAGCAAUGUGUACUCCGGUCGAAGGCAAGGAAAACAUCAACCUGCUGGUCGAGAUCGGCCCACACCCAGCCCUCGAAGGCCCCGCCAAGCAAAUCCUCAAAUCCAUCGACACCCUCUCCAAGAAACCUGCCUAUCUCUCCUCGCUGAUCCGCAACAAAGACGCCGUCGACACCACACUCUCCCUGGCAGCGUCCCUCUUUACACAUGGACGAGCCCUCAACAUGGGCGCUAUCAACUUCCCCGUCCCCGCGGCACGUGCGCCCAAGGUCCUGAGCGACAUGCCCAAGUACGCAUGGGACCACAGCACGCGGUACUGGUACGAGAGUCGGAUCGGGCGGCAGCACCUGUUCCGUAAGUUCCCGCGCAGCGAUGUGGUGGGCAGCCUGGCGGACUGGUCCAACGAACUGGAGCCGACGUGGCGCAACAUCAUCCGCACUGACGACAUGCCGUGGGUUAGGGGUCACGUCAUGCAGGACAUGAUUGUGUACCCGAUGGCCGGCUACUUGAGCAUGGCGGUCGAGGCGGCGGCGCAGAGGGCCAUAUUGGCUGGGGUCGGUCAGAGACAGGAUGGCGGGGAGCAUGACGAGGAGCAAGAGAAGGACAAGCAGCACAACAUUGACAAGUAUGUGUUUCGCGAUGUUACCAUCAGCAGGCCGUUUGUCAUACAGGAGGGCGUUGAUGCAGAGAUCAACAUAACCAUGCGCCCGAACCCAGAGGGCACUCGGGAGUCGUCGACCAUCUGGGACGAGUUCCGCAUAUUCUCUUGGAGCCGCGAGAGGGAGUGGGUUGAGCAUUGUCGUGGGCUCAUUCGAGUUGAGAAAAAGUCGCCACGCGCGCUGGGCCAGGUGAACAACGUCCAUGACGGCAAGGAAGACGAGGCAGCCCGCUUCGAGGCGAAGAAGCACGGGAUUGCACAGGGCUGCACAGAGGCUGUGACUGCUGAGAAUAUCUAUAGAGAUCUGGAGGGUGUAACUGCAAAAUACAGCAGAGAGUUUCGCUCGAUGGAGAACUGCUCGGCCAGCGACACGGCCUGCGUCGCUGAUGUGGUGGUGCCUGAUACGGCAAGGAUCAUGCCCAAGGGCUUCGAGCCAUCCGUUCACAUUCACCCGGCCCUGCUCGAUCAAUUUACCCAUGCGGCGUGGGUUGUGGUUGGUGCUGGGAGGGGGAAGAUACCUUCGCUAUUCAUGCCUCGGUUCUUCAAGAGCCUGUCCAUCUCGGGGGAUCUGCGCAGUCACGUCUCCAAGCCGGGCGACAGAAUGCGAGUGUAUGGCUCUGGGAAUCCAGACUUUUCCAGCCCCGGGUCUACCAAGAUAUCCAUGUUUGCCACGGAUAUUGAGGGUAAGUCAGAGUUGAUUUCGAUGGAGGGACUCGUCCUGGACCCGAUUCAUGACGGAGGGGGCCAUCAUGUCGACGAAGGUAUUGCUAGGGAGCUUUGCUACAAGAUGGAUUGGGUUCCACUCCAUGGCGAGCAAGUGUCUUCAGGAUCCGAGGAUCAGGUCAUGACGUUACCCACGACAAACGGAGGCAAAGACGCAGCCGAUAUCGGGGAAGAACAGACUCCGGCAAAGAACGUCGAUUGGACAAUAUCAGACAACAUUGUCAUUGUUUCGCCGCCGACCCAGCAAAGUUCUACCAGCCUGGCAGAAAACCUGGAGCAUCAGCUCUCCAAGCAUAUUUCCAACAGCAGCGGAAAAUCCAUCACAACCUCCCCGUUCGAAACUGCCAGCCCAGAAGGAUCAGACUCUUCUCCGUACGCCGGCAAAAUCUGUAUUGUCACCACAGAAUUAGACGGGCCACCACUCCUCGCGACAAUCAACGAUGCAGGCUUUGCCGCCGUACGAAGACUCAUCCUAUCCGCCAAGGGCAUCCUCUGGGUCGUGAGAGGGGCUCACACCGAUGCCACAGAUCCUCGGCUCGGUAUGAUUUUCGGUCUAGCAAGAACUGUGCGGUCAGAAACUGGCAUGAAGUUUGCAACACUCGACUUGGAUGGCAAAGCCAGUCCGGACCCUGUAGAGGAAAGCAGACUAAUUUCUGAGGUUGCCUGUCACGUCUUUGGCAAGCGACCCAGCACUGAUGAUGACCUUGUUCAAGAUGGCGACCCAGACAUGGAGUUCCAAGCCAGAGACGGCAUCCUCAGCGUAGCCCGCGUCAGCAACGACACCACCCUAGACGCCUUUGUCGAGCAGCACACCAACGUCGCAACGGCCCCGUACCCACAACCAUUUCACCAGCCAGGCAGACCACUCAAGCUCGUUGCCGGGACCAAAGGAGCCCUCGACACAUUACACUUCAUCGACGACCUGGUCAACACCCCUUCGAACCCCCUGAAUCCCGACGAGAUCCUCAUCGAGAUCAAGGUCACCAGCAUGAACUUUAAAGACAUCAUGGUUUCGAUGGGUGAGGUACCCUCCCCAUACCUUGGAGUCGAGUGUGCCGGCGUCGUCGCAGCCGUCGGCGCCACAGUCCAAGAUUUCAAGAUCGGCGACCGCGUCUGCGCCAGCUCCGAGGGCGCCUACUCGACCUACACUCGCUGCAAAUCCACCAGCGCAGCCCACGUCCCCGACGACAUGACGCUCGAGUCCGCCGCCACCGUGCCCGUCGUCUUUGCCACCGCCUACUACGGGCUUUUCGACGUCGCCAACCUACGCAAGGGCGAGUCGGUGCUGAUCCACGCCGCGGCGGGCGGCGUCGGCCAGGCCGCCGUCAUGCUGGCGCAGAUGGUCGGCGCAGACGUGUAUGCCACGGUGGGCAGCGCCGCCAAGCGCAAGUUCCUGAUGGAGACGUACAACGUCCCCGGUGACCGCAUCUUUUACAGCCGCGACGUGUCCUUCGCCGCCGCCGUUCAGCGCGCCACGGGCGACCGGGGCGGCGUGGACGUGGUGCUCAACUCGCUGGCGGGCGAUGCGCUGCGCGAGACGUGGGAGUGCGUCGCGCCGUUUGGCCGCUUCGUCGAGAUUGGCAAGCGCAGCAUCCUGGCCAACGCAGGCCUGGGCAUGGCCGUCUUUGAUAGGAACGCGACGUUUGCUUCGGUGGACCUGACGCUCGUGGCCAAGGAGAGGCCCCACGUCAUGCGUAGGCUGCUCGACGACGUCUUUCGGUUGAUGAGCUACGGUGCCGUACGACCCAUCUCGCCCAUCACAGUCUUUAGCGUGGCAGAGGUCGAGACGGCGUUCCGCACGCUACAGGCCGGCAAGGCCCACGGCAAGAUCCUGGUGACGGCCGCGCCGGGAGAUGUGGUCAAGGCGACGUACUCGCCACGAACAUUUGAUCGACUGUUCAAGAGUGAAGCCACUUAUCUUGUGGUUGGUGGCACGGGUGGAAUUGGACGAAGUAUUAUCAAGUGGAUGGCGGAGAAGGGGGCUAGGCAUUUGGUUGUCUUGUCUCGUUCCGAAAAUGUCUCGCCCAAGGUGGCUGAGAUGAUCAAGGAGACCGAGGCUGCCCACGGCACAAGAGUAUCAGUAUCUCAGUGUGACGUUGCCCAAGCUGGAGACGUAGAGAGAAUGGUUGCGGAUAUUUCGUCUGCUGGCAUGCCACCCAUCAAGGGUGUGAUACACAGCGCCAUGGUGCUUGAUGACGUCCUCUUUGAAAAGAUGACCUUCCCCCAAUGGGAAAGCGUAGUACGCUCCAAGGUCUCGGGCGCUUGGAACCUCCACACGGCACUCACCAACCACCAGCUCGACUUCUUCAUCGCCCUCAGCUCCGUGGCCGGCAUCAUCGGCAACCAGGGUCAGGCGGCCUACGCCGCCGCCAACACCUUCCUCGACAGCCUGGUGCGCCACCGCCGCGCCCUCGGCCUGCCCGCCGCGUCACUCGACCUCGCCGCCGUCAGCGACACCGGCUACCUAGCCGAGAACGCCGAGCGCCAGCAGGAGGUCCUCAAGCAAAUCGGUGGGGAGGCCAUAUCCGAGAAGGAAAUCCUGGCGCUGAUAGCUGCCGUCGUCGCCGGUGACGAUGCGCAAAAGGCAAGCGGCGGGCAGGUGCUGACGGGUUUGAGGCUGAGCCCGUCGUCACCGACUACUUUCUGGUCGCAAGAUGCCAAGUUCGCACCUUUGAGGGCUAGAGUGAAGGAGCUGCGGGCGGCGGCAGAGGGUGGGGACGGCGCGGCAGCUGCAGCGAGCAUAUCGCCCGGCGCCGCACUGAAGAGGGCUGCGUCGUACUCAGAGGCGCAUUCCAUUGUGGUGGAUGCCCUGCUGGAAAAGGCGGCCGGCGUGUUGAUGCUGCCGCGGGAGGAGCUGGACCCGAGCAAGGGGACAGUCUUCUACGGACUGGACUCGCUCGUUUCGAUUGAGAUCCGGAAUUGGAUCACGAGGGAGUUUGGGGCCGUGCUGCAGAUUCUGGAUCUGUUGAGUAGUGGUUCCUUUCUGGCUCUGGCUGAAACUGUUAUCAGGAAGACGGAGUUGUGUUCUUUUGAGAAAGUCACUGCUUGA